Messenger RNA from Thyridium curvatum, 1416 nucleotides. RefSeq lists its product as uncharacterized. The transcript has a single exon. The coding region runs from base 1 to 1416 and encodes 471 amino acids. The record is from RefSeq and is a predicted model, not a curated record. Gene Ontology annotation, molecular function: protein binding. NCBI's taxonomy places the organism in Eukaryota, Fungi, Ascomycota, Sordariomycetes, Thyridiales, Thyridiaceae.
AUGUCAGCUUCUUUACUGGGCCUCCCGCAGGAGGUGUUGAGGCAGAUUCUUGACCUGCUACCCAGCGUUGAUCUAUCUACUCUCUCUCUCAUCUGCCGAGCGAUGCACGUGCUGGCAGAAAGCCUCCUCUACUCCAACUUCGAAUGGACAUGGACAUUCGCCGUACCGCCAAAGACCCCGGUCGAGGAAGGCCCGACUUCUUCUAAGACCCCGCGCAUUAUGGGGUUCACACGGACCUGUCUCGAGAAACCGCAAGUUGCCUCUAUGGUGAACGAAGUCGUCUUGGGAGGGGAUAGCUUGAGUCGUAUAUCGCACUAUUACCGAGGCGAACCGCCCGCUUUGCCCAGCCCUGAGGACACCCUCCAGAACCUGUCGCUGGCCGCUGUUGACAAUAUGGACAUGCCACAAGGUGAUAGAGACUUGUGGCGCAACGCGCUGGCGCAAGGGAAAGUGGACGCGUGGGUUGCUCUGCUUUUGUCGCAACUACCAAACCUCCGGCGCCUUAGUCUGGACGAGAACUUUGUUAGAGACUCCUGUUUCACCGGCUUGCUCUUUCGCUGGGCUCUCUGCGGAUCAAAAGGCAAACCUCGACCUCUCCAAAACCUGGCCGGUGUCAAUUUCAAGCUCGCACUUGACAUGCGCGCCCGCAAGACAUCUCGAAACACGGCAGACAUGCUGUCGCUCUUCUAUCUACCAGCAGCGGAGAACAUCUCUGUCUCCAUCGACAACCCGCCCGCUGGAUUCGCAUGGCCAGCGGAACAUCCUCCCAGCCCAUCAAAUCUCAGAUCCUUGGAGCUGACAAUGCUACGUGAGGGCCAUCUUGGCCAGAUUCUGUCCACCACGACAGGACUCACGCGUCUGAAAUGGAGCUGGUUCUAUUGCGCGGGCAUUCGGGAUCGGUUCGUAACGGACGUUAUCAACCUGGACAACAUCGCUGCAGAUCUGUCUCGUGUUCGAGCGACACUCACAGACUUGGCAAUUACCGCCGUGGCAAGCAUGAGCAGUGGUGACAUCGACUAUCCUCCUGUCACAGUCCAGGGUUCUUUCGAGGCACUUGCCAAGUUUGAGGCCCUCAAGCGGUUAGAAGCCCCGCUGCCAUUCUUGAUGGCAAGCAUGUCACCGGACGGUGCUCGAGAGCUUGGCAGCUCUUUGCCUAGGAAUCUGGAGGAGCUUACCAUCACAGACGACUUGUAUCUGCAGGAGAAUUACGGGUGGGGCGAAGACGAGUUCCCGGCGGCAAUCCGGGCGUGGAUGGAGGACUGGAAAAGAUUCACGCCCCGCAUUCGAAAGUUUCACUUGCUUCUGAGAUUGAUGGACUACGACGAUUGGGGCCCAGAGGCACGACAGGAGUUGAGAGAUCUGGGUGCGCGAGUGGGAGUCUCGGUGGAGAUUACCAAGUUGGCCGGGGAUAUGUAG